Annulohypoxylon truncatum is the source of this 1951-nucleotide messenger RNA. RefSeq lists its product as uncharacterized. The transcript has a single exon. NCBI's taxonomy places the organism in Eukaryota, Fungi, Ascomycota, Sordariomycetes, Xylariales, Hypoxylaceae. The coding region runs from base 184 to 1611 and encodes 475 amino acids. Gene Ontology annotation, cellular component: membrane. The record is from RefSeq and is a predicted model, not a curated record.
UGGGUUGCUUUAUCUUCUUUCACAUUGAAUAGUCUACUUAGAAACCCUCUUAGUAGAGAAAUUAAAGAUAUACUAUACCGUGAAUCUGUCUCAUGCUCUGUUUGUAUCGUUGCAUCUCGAAUUUUCGUGGCUGUGUAUGGAGCUCAUACGGCUGAGACUAGUUUGAGCGCCUCUAAGUCAUCAAUGACAAUGCCGCCUUCUGUGUCUACUACCGAGACUAAAUACGUCUUCGAUAACGAUGAAGAUGGAACCAUUCCCCCCUACCUCCCUACUGCGAUCGAUAAAUCCGAUAAGAAGAAUACGUUCGAGUCGGAAGUUUCUACCGUUGUAGAUAUUGAUCCAGAUUCGCUCUCUUCAGAUGAAUUGGCCGUUCCGGUCGGUUCAAGAGGCCCGUCGCCCAGACCUCCCCUGAAACCCCCGAGGGCGCACGAUCCAGGGCUUGGAGGAUGGUUCAGGUCAACAUGGAAGAAUAACAAAGCACCGCUGUUGAUGUUCACGGCACAGUUCUUCGGAGCAUUGAUGAACCUCGCUGCCCGCAUGCUCGAGGUUGAUGAAAAACCUAUGCAUCCCAUACAAUUGCUUUUCGUAAGGCAGGUGAUGACGACCAUAUUCUCCUCCCUAUACAUAUGGCGGAAGAGGAUCCCACAUGGAAUAUUGGGGCCAAAAGAUGUCAGGUGGUUGCUGGUAUUGAGAGGCUUCACCGGUUUCUUCGGCAUAUACGGUAUGUGGUACUCCGUCAAGUACAUACCGUUAGCUGAAGCAACCGUCAUCAGCUUCCUGGCACCUAAUAUCGCUGGUUACAUGUGUCAUAUAUUGAUCCAUGACACCUUCACGCGGAGGGAGCAACUUGCGUCGUUUAUAGCUCUGGGAGGAGUGGUGCUUAUCACCCGGCCGUUAUCCCUCUUUUCCGGGGCUUCUUCCUCACAAGACGCUCCGAGCGUUAUAACGGCAGAAGCCGUUUUUAAUGCCACAGCAGAAGCAAUCUCUUACCCUGGCGGAGAACAUAUCUCAACAAGUGCCGAGCGCCUGAAAGCCAUCGGCUUCGCGUUACUUGGCGUUCUCGGGGCGGCUGGAGCUAUUACGUCGCUUAGAUGUAUCGGGAAGCGGGCCCAUCCUCUGGUAUCGGUCAACUACUUCGGUACAUGGUGUGUAAUUGUAACGACCACCGUCCUUUCAGUAGCCCCUGCUCUCGAUUACGAGCAGCCUGCGCUACGCCUUGAACUGCCACAUACCAUACGGAGAUGGGCUCUCCUCAUUGUUGUCGGGGCUAGUGGGUUAAUAAUGCAGAUGCUCAUGACAGCCGGUUUAGCUAUCGAGAAGAGCAACCGUGCCACUGCAAUGAUGUAUACGCAUAUGCUCUUCGCAGCAGGGUUUGACCGUUGGGUGUUUGGACAUACAAUGGGUUGGAUAAGUCUUACGGGAUGUGGGCUUAUUGUUGGUAGCGCGCUUUGGGUUGCUCUCACGAAGAGGGAAGAGAAGAAAAGCGACAGCGGGGAUAUGGAGAUAGGAAUUGUACCUGUUGUGGUUCCUGGAGAUAACGAGAGCGUGUUCACGAUUGACGAUGAGACGGAUGCAGACGAAGAAGAGGGUGUUUUGCUUAGACGGCUAUAGAUAUGCGAUAAUGGUGCAUACAUACACUUGAAGGGUAUGAUAGAUUUGAUCUCUGAUAGAUGAACAGGACUGAGGAUUUGCAAGCGCAGGUAUACAACAGUUUAUGAAUUAUAAUGACUGUAGAAUUGGAGAUCGAGGGAGUCCAAGGUCAUAAUAAAUCGACACUGGAGAUUACGUAACCUUAUGCUGGAGCUGUGGCUUCCUUAUCAAAGCUAUGCUCAUACAGUAAUCGUACACAGUCUGGAUACUGUCUGUGUAGUCGCGACCCAGAAAAGUUUCGCGACUUCAGAGCUCCAACUUCCAAUCCAAGCUCUCUUAAUUCUGAUAAGUUCAUAUUUUC